AUUCAGAUGGUCUACUCUUCCCACACGAUCCUCCGCUGGCUUGUGGCGAGCCCCGGUCUCGAGCACGUUGCGUUCCAACUCUCCGUUCACCGUGACGACGAUAUGUGGACUGAUUUCGAUGCAUCGCAAUUCCGGAAAGCUCUUCUUCUCUCUCGACAGACGCUGAAGACCCUGCGUCUGGAAGUGGAUGAGUAUUUUGAUCGGGCAGUUACUGAUUACCAAGACGAGAAAGAGAAGCCGUUUGGCGCAUUCACGAAUUUUACUAUGCUCCAGGACCUGGUCAUCCGGCAUGCACACCUCACAGGGCGAUCUUCCGACAUCGCAGUCCAGGAUAUACCGCGAUUUUUAGUCGAGAUGCUUCCUGUCUGCCUGAAACGCCUCACUGUGAAGGAUAUUAUGGGCGAGGAUCUUCCGGAUUUGCUGGUCAUGCUUCAAGGGUUGGUGCAGCACAGGGAUCUCUUUUGUCAGCUCGAACAAAUCACAUUGUGUGCGGGUUGGCUGGAUGAUGAUCUGAUAAGUCCCCUGAGAGUGGCUUCCGAAGCUGUGGAAUUUCCGAGAACAUAAGCUCAGGGCGCUUAAGGUUUCUGCGGAAUCUUCUUCAUGUCGAGAAUACUCCCCAAUAGAUAUGAGCACUUCACAGGGUAAAUCUUCCAUAGUGUUGGCGUUUGUUCUGUCAUAACAUCA
Aspergillus aculeatinus CBS 121060 is the source of this 684-nucleotide messenger RNA. RefSeq lists its product as uncharacterized. Lineage: Eukaryota; Fungi; Ascomycota; Eurotiomycetes; Eurotiales; Aspergillaceae. The coding region runs from base 7 to 564 and encodes 185 amino acids. The record is from RefSeq and is a predicted model, not a curated record. The transcript has a single exon.